AUGACUUUCCUUCAGGUUUGUGGUCCAACCAUUCCUAAAGACUGCAAAGUGCUUACUACCCUCAAUGGUAUGUGCUUUAUCAUGAGCGGAAGCGAUGCAGUGAGUGCACCUAUACCAAGUGCUUUGAGAAGCUGCCCUCUAGAAAUAGACAUCGCUUUUCUAAUAGAUGGCUCUGAGAGUGUAGAAGACGUAGAUUUUGUUAAAAUGAAAACUUUUGUCACAACAAUAAUCCAGAGUUUUUCCAACUGCAGUUCUCAGUUUGCCAUUGCACAGUUCUCCACUGGUUUUGAAAUUCACUCCAAGUUUGAAGCAGUCAAUGACAUUGAUUCAUGGAGGAAAAGAAUAGAAGAGAUUAAACAGCAAAAAGGAUGGACCUACAGUGCAAAGGCUAUAAAUAAACUUGUGGAUGAGCUCUUCGUAACUGAAGGAGGGGCGAGGCAAUCAGCAGUUAAAAUCCUAAUUGUUAUUACUGAUGGUAGAUCAAAUGAUGAACCUCAUCUCAGAGGUGCUGUUGAAAAGGCAGAAAAGAAGAAUAUUAUCCGAUUUGCUAUUGGCAUUGGUGAAGCUUUUGAUGAUGCCCGCACAAAGCAGCAGUUACAUGUUAUUGCAUCUGCUCCUGUUGCUGAACACGUGUUUAAUGUGACUGACUUUGACGCAUUGGACAGCAUCCGUGAACAACUGGAAGAAAACAUCGCUAUAGAAGGUGUCCAGACCACUGGCGAUUCUGCCACAAUGGAGUUUGCUCAGGAUGGAUUUACUGCAGUGUUUACAUCCAAUAUUGGAUCGUACUUUGGAGCCGAGGUCUGUGUGGUUGAUCUGAACUGUGACUCAAAAACAGAUCUUCUAUUAAUAUCUGCACCAACCUAUGUAGACUCUCAUUCUGAAGGCAGAGUUUUUGUGUACUUUUACUCUCGGCAGCCAUACUUCACUUUUUCUGUGGCGCUGGUUGGAAUGGCAGGUCACAGGGGUCGGUUUGGUUCUUCUCUGGCCAGUCCAGCAGAUCUGAAUGGUGAUGGUUUCAAUGAUGUGCUGAUUGGAGCUCCUUUAGAGGAGGACAGACAGGGCAGCAUCUACAUCUUCAAUGGAGGAGUAGAUCAAAUCAAUCCCACAUAUUCACAGAGAAUUGCUGGAUCAUCUGUACGCUCAGGUUUACAGUUUUUUGGACAAGCUCUGAGUCAGUCCUCCUUAGAUCACAGUGGAGACAGUCUACCAGACAUUGCUGUUGGAUCAAAAGGAGCAAUUUUGCUUCUUAGAUCUAGACCCAUAGUGUUUGUGGAUGUGAAAGUAACCUACAGUCCAUCCAAAAUCUCAACCAGUCAAACAAACUGCACCAAGCCGCUGGAAAACACCUUGACAGUAUGCUUCAACAUGAGCAGAUACAAACAUGCUAUAACAGAUUUGGCUGCAAAUAUUAGCUAUACGUUAAAGCUGGAUGCCAAGCGAUAUAACCACAGAGCAUACUUCUUGCCCAAAAAUCAUGUCCUCAGUGAUGCUGUAAAUGUUACACUAGAGGAAGUGUGCAAAGACCAUCCAUUCCUCAUAGAGGCUUGCGCAGAGGAUUAUCUCAACCCACUGCUUAAUGAAUUAAUGAUCACUUUUGAGGGUCUGCCCUCCCAAAGCCUGGAAAACUUACAGCCUGUUCUCUUACCAUGGAUAAAGAACACUACAUUGUGGAUGUUAGAUUAUGAGAUGAAUUGUGGAUCAGACAACCUUUGUGUUGACAACCUCAAAAUGGACUUAAGCUUUGGAUCUGCUAACAUAGAGGUUGGGAUCAUGCAGGAGAUCAAUGUGACAGUGUUUGUAGAGAACAAAGGAGAAAACUCAUACAACACUCACUUCACCCUCAACUACCCCUUUGGACUUUCCUACAGGAGAAUUAUGCCUCGAGUGGGCAGAGCAAAUUGCCAUUCUAUAGAUGGCAUGCGAGGAAUUUUAUUAGGGGAGACCAUCUGUCAGGUCAACAAACCUCUAUUCGCAGGAAACGCUUCU
This is a messenger RNA of Sinocyclocheilus rhinocerous, 1989 nucleotides long. RefSeq names its product integrin alpha-X-like. Lineage: Eukaryota; Metazoa; Chordata; Actinopteri; Cypriniformes; Cyprinidae. Gene Ontology annotation, biological process: cell-cell adhesion; cell-matrix adhesion; cell adhesion mediated by integrin. Gene Ontology annotation, molecular function: integrin binding. Gene Ontology annotation, cellular component: integrin complex; external side of plasma membrane. The record is from RefSeq and is a predicted model, not a curated record. The annotation marks the transcript as partial. The transcript has 15 exons.